Messenger RNA from Lates calcarifer (barramundi perch), 2231 nucleotides. It is a transcript of the gene slc25a34, whose product is annotated as solute carrier family 25 member 34. The transcript has 6 exons. The coding region runs from base 429 to 1454 and encodes 341 amino acids. The record is from RefSeq and is a predicted model, not a curated record. Lineage: Eukaryota; Metazoa; Chordata; Actinopteri; Centropomidae.
CGUGCAGACUCAGGGAUACGGUGAGGUGGCAGACAGGACUGAGAACAGAUUGGCUCUGACCUGAGGCAGUGGGAGGAGACUUUGACAAUGAAUGUGCUGAGGACACAUGUUUACAAUGAUGGGAGAGAGGGGAAGAAUGGAGCCGCAGAGGAUCACUGAACACUAUGGUGCCUCUCUCAUACAGACUGUUGGUCAAGGAAGCUAAUGAGAGUCACUGCAGAAGGACACCAGAAUGGCGCAGUGUCAUGUGAGACACGUGCAAAACUAUUAAUCAAUGAGUCAUCACAAAAGCUGAUAGUGUUUGUUUUUGACUUCACUGUUUUGUACUAAGCACAACACACUCUCCCUGUUCCCUACAAACUUAAACAAGAGGGGGACGAGUCAUUACAAGGACUAACAGGACAAACUGUGAAGAUCAUUUCUCAGGGAUGACCAGUGCUCAGCUGCUGGAGACUGCAUCCAAAGAGUCUGUGUUUGGUGCCCAGCCCUCCCACAGGAUGGCAUCCACCGUGUCCGCAGUCCCCCGCGGUGUGUUUGGCCCCUCGCCGCCCCCUCCGGCUGUCUGUCCUCCCCUGGACUUCGCCCUGGGUGCUCUCGCCUGCUGCGCGGCCUGCGUGUUCACCAAUCCCCUGGAGGUGGUGAAGACUCGUCUGCAGCUCCAGGGAGAGCUGCGUGCUCGGGGAUCCUACCAGAGACACUACCGCGGGGUCCUGCAGGCCCUGUGGGUGGUGGGCCGCACAGACGGGCUCCGGGGCCUGCAGAAGGGGCUCUCGGUCGGGCUGAUCUACCAGGGCGUAAUGAACGGCGUGAGGCUGGGAUCCUACUCCUAUUGUGAAGCUCUGGGUAUCACCUCGCUCCAUGGGGGGAGUCUGCUGUCGGGGGCAGGAGCCGGGGCGCUGGGUGCCUUCAUCGCCUCUCCUGCCUACCUGGUGAAGACCCAUCUGCAGGCUCAGACUGUGGAGGCCAUUGCAGUAGGUCACCAGCAUAACCAUCUGGGAGUGUCUGAUGCCUUUGUUACCAUCUAUAGAAGAGAAGGUUUAAUUGGUCUCUGGAGGGGCGUGAAUGGGGCCGUGCCUCGAGUCAUGGUGGGAUCAGCUGCUCAACUGGCAACCUUCACCUCGGCCAAGGACUGGGUGUCACAUUCCCAGUGGUUUAGUCCAAACAGCUGGCUCACGGCUUUGAUAGCUGCCAUGAUCAGUGGAGUCGCUGUGGCCAUCACCAUGACGCCGUUUGACGUCAUCAGUACGAGGCUCUACAACCAGCCGGUGGAUGAGUUUCGUAGGGGACGUCUGUACCAUGGAUUUUCAGACUGCAUGCUGAAGGUGUGCCAAGCUGAGGGCCCACUUGGGUUGUACAAAGGCAUGGGCCCCGUCUUCCUGCGCUUGGCCCCACACACUGUGCUCAGCAUGCUGUUCUGGGAUCUGAUGAGGCAUCAGGCAGUGAAGGACAACUAGAGCCUGGGAAAAAGCUAAAACAUACCUGCUUAUAAUGACUGGCCUCAGUUGUGGCUAUCAAAGUGGUCCAUCACUUAAUCUACACUGAAUCUAAAGGAAAAGUUUGACAUUUUGGAAAAGAUGCUUAUUGGAUUUCUUGUUGAGAACAGACAUAUAACAGACAUAUUCUCCAUCAGAGAGUGAAUCAAAAUGUCUAACUGUUCCUUUAAGCGAGACUCGCUCUGUCCCAGGGAGCACAGAUGGUGGAUGAACAUUCAAGUACUUGACAGAAGAUGGACACAUGCUGCACAAACUGACCUUUGAGGAAUUCCUAUCAAAAGUGAAGUUGGUGAACCAUCAGGUUUUUUUACCUUAAAAUACCUCAAAUGAUGAAUUUACAAGCUGUAUCUCGGGAUCGCACAGAAACAAGAGAAGUGACUCCUGUACGGGGGUUGCAAGAAAAUCAAAUGAAGUGCCGAUGACUUGAAGAACAAGUCUGGGUCAUUAAAGCACAAACUCUAUAUUCCAUGUUUAAAUCCAGUGUGGCUGCUACACUUCUGCUGUAAUCUGUCACAGUUUAAUACAUAACUCUUGUUGCCUUUUCUGUUAUAUGUAAAGAAAGACAUCUGCUGGGAAUGUUUUUAUUUACUGACAUAUGAGCUACUGGUAGCUAAAACCAAGCUUGCCAUUUGAUUUGAGGUUUUUAUUUACAGAAACUUAACUUACGGGUACUUCAAGCCUUUGAACAGCAGUUAAUAAUAUUAGUAGUAAUAAUAAUAAAGGCAUUUUUUGAAUGAA